CAACACUUUUGACGAAACUACUCUGGUAUUUCUUAAAACCUCUCCUAUCUGGGGGUUCCUUCCACUUCGCAAUAACGAUACAUUUUUUCUUCUCAUUUACCAAACACAAAGAAAUACUAAACAUAAACAACCUGCACCACCAUUUCAAUCGUCAGAAAAAAAGAAGAAAUAUAUACACAUACAUACAAUAAGAAAGAAGAAGAAAUUAAUUUUGGCAAAAUGGGGAGAGGAAGAGUACAACUGAAGAGAAUUGAAAACAAAAUCAAUCGUCAAGUCACUUUUUCAAAGAGACGAUCUGGUUUGCUUAAGAAAGCUCAUGAGAUCUCUGUGCUUUGCGAUGCUGAAGUUGGACUCAUUGUUUUUUCAACUAAAGGAAAACUCUUUGAGUAUUCUACCGACUCUUGCAUGGAAAGGAUUCUUGAAAGGUAUGAAAGGUACUCAUAUGCUGAGAGGCAGCUUAAUGCUACUGAUAUCGAAACCCCGGGGAGCUGGACUUUGGAAUAUGCUAAACUUAAGGCCAGACUUGACGUUUUGCAAAGAAACCAAAAGCAUUAUGCAGGAGAAGAGUUGGACUCAUUGAGUAUGAAAGAGCUUCAAAAUCUGGAACACCAGCUCGAUUCUUCUCUUAAGCAUAUUCGAUCGCGAAAGAACCAAUUGAUGCAUGAAUCCAUUUCUGAGCUGCAAAAGAAGGACAAGGCACUGCAAGAACAAAACAACAAUCUUUCAAAGCAGGUGAAGGAAAGGGAGAAAGAGAUGGCCCAGCAGACUCCGUGGGAGCAACAGAGUCAGGGUCAUCUCAAUUCAUCUUCAUUCGUUUUGCCGCACCCCUUUAACAACCUUCACCUAGGGGAAGCAUACCCAACUGCAGGAGACAAUGGAGAAGUUGAAGGAUCGUCGCGGCAGCAACAACAAAACAGUACUUCUGUGAUGCCGCCAUGGAUGCUUCGCCAUCUCAACGGCUAAAACUUAUGAAGUAUAAGCAAGCGGACAAAAUUAUGCUAUGUUUUGUUAUCUACUAAUUAGAUUGUAUAUGUACUGUGUACAUAUAUAUAUGUUGCGUAUUAGACAAACACAACUUUCAAAUCUAGUUAAUUAAUUGUGUAUUGUGACAUUGUGUAUAUAUAUGGCUGCUGUGUAACAAUAUGCAGAAUAUAAUUAAUGUAGUACUAUAUCAUCCUCACUUUGGAUAUUUUGUCUUUCACUUUCUACUACCAGUAAUAUUUAUUGCUCAUAUUUA
Molecule: messenger RNA, 1237 nt
Organism: Solanum dulcamara
Lineage: Eukaryota; Viridiplantae; Streptophyta; Magnoliopsida; Solanales; Solanaceae
Product: agamous-like MADS-box protein AGL8 homolog
Exons: 8
Coding region: 220-963 (247 amino acids)
Biological process (GO): positive regulation of transcription by RNA polymerase II
Cellular component (GO): nucleus
Molecular function (GO): DNA-binding transcription factor activity, RNA polymerase II-specific; protein dimerization activity; RNA polymerase II cis-regulatory region sequence-specific DNA binding
Source: RefSeq, a predicted model, not a curated record